Messenger RNA from Penicillium macrosclerotiorum, 4251 nucleotides. RefSeq names its product Mtc5p. Bases 1 to 4251 code for a protein of 1416 amino acids. NCBI's taxonomy places the organism in Eukaryota, Fungi, Ascomycota, Eurotiomycetes, Eurotiales, Aspergillaceae. The transcript is spliced from 2 exons. Gene Ontology annotation, molecular function: protein binding. The record is from RefSeq and is a predicted model, not a curated record.
AUGUCGAGCUCCAUGGAGCCCCGGCCGCUCGCUUCGGCCUUCGAAAGUCCAACAUUCGAUGAAGAGAGUUCCUUCCAUGUCGAACAACCAGUGGGGUCAAUGUCUAUCUCCCCAUGUGGGCGGGAUGUGGUGCUGGCCUCCAAAGAAGGUCUUCAUGUCAUCGAUCUGGACUCGCCGUACUCCCCGCCGCGUUAUCUACCGCACCAUACUCCAUGGGAAGUGGCCGAUGUACAAUGGUCCCCAUUUGCAUCUCGGGACUACUGGGUGGUUAGCACUUCCAAUCAAAAGGCCCUCGUCUGGAACCUAGCUAUGAAAACCUGGCAAAACUCCAUUGAGUAUGUGCUGCAUGCCCACUCGCGCGCUAUCACCGAUAUCAAUUGGUCCGCUUUUCAUCCAGACAUUCUCGCCACCUGUGCUGUGGAUAGCUUUGUUCAUUGUUGGGAUCUGCGUACCCCUUCUCGCCCAGCCAUCUCAUUCUCGGACUGGUUUACUGGCGCCACGCAAGUCAAGUGGAAUCGACAAGACCCCCACGUCAUCGCUAGCUCUCACGAUCACUGCUUGCGAAUCUGGGAUGAUCGCAUGGGUGCAUACCCUAUACGAUCCAUUGAAGCCCAUGACACCAAGAUCUAUGGAGUCGACUGGAACCGCGUCCGACGGGGUGCGGUAGCGACAUGUUCACUGGAUAAAACCAUCAAGUUCUGGGAUUAUACAUCUGAGACCGACGUUCCAGAGAAACUGAUCCGCACCUCGUUUCCUGUCUGGAGAGCUAGAAACACUCCGUUUGGAUGGGGUGUGCUAGCAAUGCCACAGAGGGGCAACAAUGACCUCCAUCUCUACAGUCGCAGAGCCGGCGAGGGCAGCAACCCUGAUGAUGAUCUACCCUUGGUUCACACCUUUCCAGGCCACAAAGGUCAAGUCAAAGAAUUCCUUUGGCGGCCUCGGGGAGGUGUGGUAGACGGAAUAGAUCACCGAGAGUUCCAGCUUGUGACAUGGGGUACUGAUCGAGAGCUUCGUUUGCAUCGAGUCAAUCCCGAAAUCUUGGAGCGAGUUGGAUAUGAAAAGGGAAAAUCGUUCAUUUCCACUCGAAAUGUGACCCGUCUAGGGGCGGCAUAUCGAAGCUUCAGGGAUGUGAACUCAGAUUUGGAUUUGGAGGAUCUUGAAUCUGCAUCCUCGGUCGGCCCUCACCAUAAUGCAAGCACAAACUACUCUGUUGGCCCUGGAAUGAACGCAAUCUCUGUUCCGCACGCUCGUGCCUGGACACGGAAAACCAAUGUUGAUUCGCGAGUAGGCAUGCUGCCGCGGUCAAAUCUCCGAGCUGAUACCAAUCCGAUUGCCUGGAUGCGUGGUGUGAAGAUCUCUGGCUGGGAUAUUGAGACUCUGGGAGAUGAAAUCAGUCAUGUGGGAGAAAAGUUCACUAAGGUUGCAUUUGAAUCGGUCGAUGUGCGACAAAGGAAGAUUACGAUAUCUUUGAAUGGACCAUGGGGUGCAGAUGGCGCAUCCUUGUUCCUGAAGGUGGAUAUCAAGUUUCCUAAUAGCUACCCCAAGACCGCUAUUCCAACGUUCUCAUUCCAGAAGACAGCAGCUGUCACUGAUGAUCUAGCUGGAAAAGUCACGGCUGAGCUGCGGACUAUUGCUGAGACUUAUAUGUCUCGCAAACGCGGGUGCUUAGAAGGUGCCGUGCGCUACCUUCUCGGUGAAAGCAGCCUGGAAGAAAGCAUAGCGUGGAUUUUAGGUGAAACUGGGGACCCUGUCAAGUCCCCAAUCAAUGGAGAGCUAGAGGGCGAGUCCAGCGACGAAGAUGAAGUUGGUAUGACACAGAGCCAAGAGUUGGGCAUGAGCUCUGAACUGCUUCGGCCUGUCAACGCCAAUGUCAUGGUUCCUGUGGCUAAAGGAUGCGGUGCGUUGUGGGCGAACGAUGGUCGCCUAGUGUGUUUUUUCCCACCCAAGAAAGACAAAUCGACAGAGCUGUUCGACACCAUCGGGUUCAAGGAGAUGAGCCGGCUGUCGAGGACAGACAAAGUUUUCGAAGGCUUCGGGCGCCUGCAGACCAGCUCUCCGGGCCCGCGAAUGACCGGUACAAUCACGAGCACAGAUGACGGAGUGUCCGACUGCUCCGAUGAUUCAUAUUCCGAAACCUCCAGCUCGUCGGGCUCUUCUGAUAUUCUUUCAGGAUUGCCUGUUCGUUUCCAGGCACCUCAGACUUGGCGAAGCGCUGGCAGCAUUGGCAUCUAUCGGCCACGGUCCACGGCUCAUUCCCAACGAUCUACUGUAGGGGCUGGAACGGCCAAAUCAUCCGAUAAUCCAAGAAACAUUGUGUCUAUCCAUGAUCUGAGCGAUAUGUUGCCCGUCAAGCGAGACCUCGCGAGCAAGUAUCGCAUCUGCGGCAAGGGAACUGAUGUUUGCACUCACAAUGCUGCAGUUGCUUUGGAUGCUGGAUGCUACGAACUGGCUCAGAUUUGGGGGUUGAUCAAGUUAAUCUUGCAGGUUCGGAAAGGACCAGGCUCUCCAAUCGAAUCUAGGGUGGGAUUGAAGCGUCUUCAGAAACAUAUUGAUCCAAAGAAAGCCAGUCAGACACCGGAGAAAGGCGGACUCUACAAAGAUCUCGUUGGAAGUGUGAUCCGGUGGGGUGACCACCCAAUGGGUAACCAUUGGCUUGUGCCCGCGCUGUUCGAUCAUUUCGAACGCAUUGGCGAUGUUCAGAUGGUGGCAAUGCUCUCGUGUGUACUUCACGAAGCCAACCAUGAAGGACGACCAGAUCAACAGGAAGAGGUUGCGUCUGGCCAGCGGACUUUCUCCCUAGAAUUCUCGUCUGUUUCGACAGCUGUCCAAGGAAAGUCGCAAGCUGCUACACCCGCUUCAUCAAUCCCUCGAGAGCCUCAACUCAUGCUGCCCCAUACAUCAGCACGGUCAUCUAGCGAGCUUUGGCGCGCGGAUUAUACCCCUCCAUAUUCGACUGGUACCACACCCCCUUUCACAUCCCGCCCUCGAGGCAUCAUUUCCGACCGAAAAUCUUUGAGUCAGAAUGUCUCCAUAGCCGCAUCUCCAGAUCAGCAGUCACAGCCACGCAGUGGGUCUGGGUUUGGGUCAGUACUGGCAUCAUCUUUAUCUCGGUCAUUUACUUUUGGCCCUUCGUCUGCAUCGCCGCCAAGUCACAGCCUAAACAAGAAGAAACAAAGUCCGGGAGAGAGCCCCAGCGUGGCGACUGGGCAAACAAAUCAUUCAGAUACUGAAAGCGAUCAGCCCCAGGUCGCAAAGCCUGCAGGCCGCUUCAAAGUCACUCUCAAGAAUCAAACCGCUUUUGAUGGCGAUGAUGCUACUCCCGACUCGCUUUUGGACCGCGAAAAAGAAUGGCUUUACCGAUCCUAUCGAGCUGCAUAUGCCGAUUUGUUACAGAUCUGGGAACUUCCAGUGCAGCAAAGCGAAGUUAUGAAGAUUGGCGCUGUUAUGGCGGAUGAUGCAGAGGAUAUGCAGUCCAGUCAUUAUUGGAGCAGCCACAGCUCCAAAGAGGCUGCUCCUCUACCAGAGGUCAAACCAGGUGACGUUUCUCCAAGCCUUGAAGGACUCGACUUCCAGCGCCACUGUGCCAAUUGUGGCCAUGCCUUACAGUUGUCAAUAUUCGCGUCAGCACGUCUUCCCGAGACCCCGUCGAAACAUCAACGCCAGAAAUCCUCGUCAUCUCGUCUAUGCCCCCAGUGUAAACCUCGCCAGGCGCUCCCAACCCAACUACCCUGCACCAUCUGUGGCGAAGUUGUUGAUGGGAUGCUGGUACCCUGCCUUAGCUGUGGUCAUGUCUGCUGUUUCCACUGUCAUCGCCUCUGGUUUGUGCGGCCGAAAGGUGAAGUUGAUAGUCCAUUUGAUUCUCCACAUGACACGAGCGCUCUUCCGACGUGCCCCACUGGAUGUGGCUGUAGCUGCUCCGAGAGUGUUGCCACCGAAGUCGUUCUGCCAGCCUGGGAACCCUCGUCUCCACGAUCCAAACCAGCCAGUCCCGGCCGGACCUUUUCGCAUGAGAGGCGUCAUCGCCGCCGGCAAUCCGAACCACCCGGCCAUGAUUCAAGCGGAGGAAACACUCCCACCACCACCAGACCCCGAGCCGGCCAAACUCCAUCCGACCUGGACUUGUGGCAAGAGUCAUCCCCCUUUGCAUCUCUUGCGCGGGGCAUGGGUGGUGGUCUCAGUCAGGGCCUACGCACUAAAGAGGAUCGCAAGAAGCAGCGGUCGGUAGCCGUUACUAUCCCCAAGCGCAAGUAA